Pestalotiopsis fici W106-1 is the source of this 699-nucleotide messenger RNA. RefSeq lists its product as uncharacterized. The transcript has a single exon. Bases 1 to 699 code for a protein of 232 amino acids. NCBI's taxonomy places the organism in Eukaryota, Fungi, Ascomycota, Sordariomycetes, Amphisphaeriales, Sporocadaceae. The record is from RefSeq and is a predicted model, not a curated record.
AUGCCUCGUCGCAUCCGUCGGUGCUCUAUCACAAAGCCAUGUCCAGGUCUGCCCACAACGGACGCGAAAGUCGUGGUAGACCCUGAUGGAGACUUGCACCUUCGCGUCGGAACCACGGAAUGUAUCGGCUCCGAUGAUGGCCAUGGACAUCGGACGGCUACUGUAUUCGUAUGCGAAUCAAAGACGCUUUCUAGGGCGUCAACAAUCUGGAAAUCAAUGUUGUACGGGCCUUGGGGGGAGUCACGCGGUUCAAGCAACCCAGGUCAAGCCGAGUGGAUCGUUGAGCUUCCAGAUGAUAAGGUAGAGCCCAUGACUACCAUACUCAACAUCAUCCACAGCCGAUUUGAGAGCCUAGAGUCCCUAAAAUCGCGAGACUCUAUACCGAGAUUGUACGAGCUAACUGUCUUGAGCGACAAGUACGAUCUGGCAAAGGUACUCCGGCCAUGGGCAAAGUCGUGGCUCCAGCCUCUGCGUGAUCAGUAUGCCUCCGGUUGGACGCUGGUUCGUAAGACGGAUUAUCCAUGGGUUCUCCAUAAACAGCUUUGGAUUGCUUGGGAGCUCGGUGAUCAAUGUCUGGUGGAAAACACCCUGAAAGAGAUGGUAUUUAAUUUGAAACAUUGGGAAUUCGACGGCCCUCAACCUCCUGGCCUCAUAGGUACUCGCCCCUUCCGGCCCCACUGCACCUUGUUCCCAUGUUAA